AUGGCAGGAGUGAAUGGAGACCGUAAAGGGAAGAAAGAUGACAAUGGGAUUGGCACAGCCAUUGACUUCAUGCUUUCCAAUGCCAAGCUUGUGCUGGGAGUGGGAGGAGCAGCCAUGCUUGGCAUUGCGACACUAGCUGUCAAAAGAAUGUAUGACCGUGCCAUAAGUGCUCCCACCAGCCCCACCAAGAUGGAGCAGACGGGAAAGAGAAGCUGGGAGGAACCCGCCUGGAUGGGUUCCUCACCACGGGUACUGAACCACGACAUGAAGUCCACAGUGAGCAGGUCACUGCAAUCUCUGCCCACUUCCUCACAUGCUUUUGAACCAGACUGUAUGCGGAGGGCUGUGGGUCGAGCCGCUGUGGGAGGAAGUGGUGCCACUCAGUCAGACCUGCUGCGGGCCCGAAUGCGUCUGUCCCUGCAGGAACAUCUGUGGGAGUUCUAUCAGUGUAAUGUGAACAUACCUACUGAGGAGCAGGCUAUGGCCCGGAGGGCGGCGCUGGACAUCUGUGCUGAGCUCAGAGUGUUCCUUCACGCCAAACUGCCUGAUAUGCCCCUCAGAGAGAUGUACCUGAGUGGCAGUCUGUAUGAUGACCUGCAGGUGGUGACAGCAGACCACGCCCAGCUCAUGGUGCCUCUCAUCUUGGAGAAGAACCUGUGGUCGUCCAUCCCCGGGGAGGACACCAUCAUGAACGUGCCAGGCUUCUGGCUCGUGCGCAGGGAGAAUUUGGAGUAUUUCCCAAGGAACAGCAGCUACUGGGACCGCUGCAUGGUCGGAGGUUACCUCUCACCUAAAUCAGUCCUCGAGGUCUUUGACAAGCUUGUGGCUGGCUCCAUCAACUGGCCAGCUAUAGGGAGUGUCCUCGACUACAUCAUCCGUCCCGUGGUUCCCUCAGAAACACUGACCCUGGAGGUGCAGUACGAGACAAACCGGAAGCUGUUUGUGGACUUCCUACCUUUACUCGUGAUGGAGGAUGGAACCUCACUGAUCGCCAAACCCCAUCGCCUUGCAGCAGAGCGCCAUGAAAACCUGUGGCGGCAGAGCUUCCGUGUGGCUGAAACAGCACGACUCAGGGCCCUGGACCAGGAGGACGGAGGCUGCAGAUGCGCCUGCCUGAAAGUGGCGAAGGCCGUGUGCAAGCUCAACCCUGCCCUUAACAGGCUCAAUGCCAGCCAGCUCACCAAUGCCAUCUUGUUGCUGUGCGAAAAAGAAGGUGACUGGACCCAGGAAGCACUGGCUGACCGCUUCCUGCAGCUGCUACGAGCACUAGUGGGACAUCUAGAGGCUGGGAGGCUGCCAUGCGCCCUUAGCCCUAAAGUUAACUUAUUCUGUGAGCUGACUGAUCAUGAGGUGGACGAGCUGGGGUAUACGCUCUACUGCGCCCUCUCAGAUCCUGAGGGCCUGCUGAGAACUGCUGUGGCAGAGCCGCCCCAUCCCUGACGACGUCGUAAUCAUGACACAGCAAAGUGGCAUUGAAGUGUCCACUGUGUUGAGGGCAACAAUGACCUCAAGCCAUAAUGAGUAUCCUGGAAAAAACAACUGCAUGGAAUCAUCCUCUGUCCUGAAACACAUGGUAGGCCGGUAGCAGUUUCUUAGUGCUGAGAUCUGUAUGAGUUGUGACAUGAAGGCCGUGCAUGUGUGAUCAUGCAAAUACUAUUUUAAUCUCAUGAAAGUGAAGGCCCAUUGGAAUUCAUGGCUCUCACUAAAGCCAUUGUAUUAAUGAAGUUAACAGCACGCAUGCUCUUAGGGACUAAUACGUUGGGAAGGAAGACAGACAUGGCCGAUGCAGGUAAAUGUUGUUUACUGUGUUUUGAGAUGUGUCCGUACCACUGUGUGAGGGGACAGAAUGUAAUGUUUGUUGUGUGUAUGCCAACCCAAAAGCUAAUAAAUCGUUGAUCAGCCUGCAAGACUUAACUUUCUUGAGUUAAAGAGAUGAGCUUAGCUGUCUUUCUGUGCUCCUUUUGUUAUCACCCAUAUGAAAUACUGCCAGUGUUUAGAUUUAGUGAGUUUAGAUUGAAAUCAAGUUAUUGUAAGAAAACUUCAUUAAUACAGUGGCUGCAUCCAAGAUGUAAGCUUUACAUGUUUCCAGGGAUCUGUGAAAACACAGUAGCUGACUGGAAUGUCUGCAGCUUGCAUGUUAUCUACCUAAUCUAGAAAUCGAACAUGGGAAUAUACACUUCAGUUAUUUGAUGUCUGUUUCUAAUAUUUCUAAUUCACGCCCUUCAACUAUGGAUCUGAUAAAGUUGAUCUACAAAUGGAAUAUAAUACCAUUCAUGGAAAUAUGAACAACACAGCACCACUAUUUUCAUCCAGUUAUUUUGGCGUGACCAGAAAAUGUUUCCAUGUGACUGUCUGUCUAAUACAGAGCUGCUCUUUGUUUAAAAGGAGGCUUCUUUGCUACUCUCACUUUUGCUGCUUUGGUGCACACACAGGUCUUAUAUGCUUUAUUGACUAAUUUUUAUCUUGUACGACCUGCAUCACGGGUUAGAUUGCACUGUUAAGAGGUCAGGUGUUCUGUUGUAGAUUUGCAACCAUGAAAGUGUUUUUGUCUACUGGUUCUUGCUUUAAUUUAAACUCCAGACCCUCUUUCGUCUCGACCUUCACCAUCAAUAUUGACUGUUUUUAAUAUGGGCUGCAUACACUAGAUUGAUCUUAAUCUGGAACUUUGUAGCAAGGUGUACCUCUGGCUGGAUGCGUCAGUCUUUCAGCCACUGCCUGUUUGCAGUUCGAGAAGUCCAUUACCUGCUGUAAACAUGAUACUAACCCACAAGAGAAGGUCUUUGUGCGAUUGUUAUUUGGUGAAUUAGUCUCAGUAUUAGCAUCAGUUCCUGGUCUGACCUGAUUGCAGUUAGAACAUGGAGCCUGUUACCUUUGUAGUCCUGUAUUUGUGUGUCUUAAAGUCCACAGUAAACCCUGAUUAACUUGUAGGUGCCGAUCUGGCCCAGUCUGUCUAGAACAGGUAGCCAGACAUGGAUUAGCGCAGCAUACUAGGCCAUGUUAUUGGUCAGUCCUGGCUCUGUACAUGAAGUGUAUGGCGCCAACAACAGAUGACCUACAGUGAUGAUCAGUCCUAGCAGGCUGCCUCUGCCUGUCAGGUCUACGUUUAUAUUAAUAGAUUACAGGUGCUUAUCUCUUUUAGAUCAUGAUCUGAUUGAGAGGAAUCAACCCACAGAUCCUCUGUUAUAUAAAAGCAGCUUAACUAGCCAAGGUUUCUGAUGGUAGAUCAGCCUGCUACUCAGAGCUCGUCGGUUCAUUGUUAAAUUGCACGUGACAGCAGUCACCAAAACAAUAGCUGCCAGACUAUCAAGUGGAGUUAGCUUGUCUCUCUAAAUGAAGACCUAUAACAUGUUCAAAAUAAUCACUUGGUUGCUUUAUGUUCUCACUUUUAGCCUUAGAAAGUAAAAAAAUGCAGUGAUAUGGAGCAAGUGUCCCCUCAAACCCCAACCCACUCUUUGUAUAGUGUACAAUAUGUUCAUAGUUCUGUUGUGCAUUCAGUAAUCAUCAUCCAGAUAAUGGAGAAACAGGUGAAUAUUUUUAUAUUUAUUGUACAUUUGUAACCAAAAAGAGACAUUUAUUUGCAUUGAUUGAGUUCAAUGUGUUAAGUACCACUUUUUGUGCUUCAUUAAGUGCUUUGUUCUGGACGUACUCAAAUGAAUCCACAGUAGAUCUUUGCGUGCAUUUCAAGCGUCUUCCUUUGCAGACCUGGUUUAUGCUACAAAUUACUUCUGUGUUGAAGGGGGAGGAGUCACUGUGCCACAUUUGUAAUGUUAUUUAAAAAACAAAACCCAAAGUAGAUCUCUACCUCUACCUUGUGGAGAGCAUACUGGCCAUGUGCUGUGUUGCAUGCUGUGUAUUUUUCCCCUGCUUUUUUUCUUUUUUUUUUAAGUUCAGCUCUGGAAUUGAGCGGUGCAGCACUUUGUAUACUUCAAUAAAUGUUGCAA
This is a messenger RNA of Chelmon rostratus (copperband butterflyfish), 3941 nucleotides long. RefSeq names its product mitochondrial elongation factor 1 (gene mief1). The record is from RefSeq and is a predicted model, not a curated record. Gene Ontology annotation, cellular component: mitochondrial outer membrane. Lineage: Eukaryota; Metazoa; Chordata; Actinopteri; Chaetodontiformes; Chaetodontidae. Gene Ontology annotation, biological process: mitochondrion organization; positive regulation of mitochondrial fission. The transcript has 4 exons. Bases 1 to 1440 code for a protein of 479 amino acids.